Rotaria sordida is the source of this 1341-nucleotide messenger RNA. The record is from the annotation of a GenBank genome assembly. NCBI's taxonomy places the organism in Eukaryota, Metazoa, Rotifera, Eurotatoria, Philodinida, Philodinidae.
AUGCAUAAAUUACAUUUUAUUAUUUUUAUUUUAGAUUUACAAACACUUAAUAUAACAUUACAUUAUGAAGAACGUGUUUUACCAUCGAUUAUUAAUGAAUCUCAAUUUGAUGCUAUUGAAUUGAUUACACAACAUACACUUAUUUCUCAACGUGUUAGUGAAUUAUUAACAGAACGUGCUGCUCAAUUUAGUUUAUUACUUGAUGAUAUUUCAAUUACACAUUUAAGUUUUAGACCUGAAUUUACAAGUGCUGUUGAAUUAAAACAAGUUGUACAACAAGAUGUUGAAAAACAACGAUUUUUAGCCGAAAAAACGGAUCAAAGUCGUCAAGCAAAUGUUAUUGCAGCAGAAGGUGAUGCUCGUGCAGCUGAUUUGAUUGGCAAAGCUUUAGAUGAAGCUGGUGAUGGUUUGAUCGAACUUCGACAAAUUGAAGCCGCUGAAGGUAUUGCAAAUCAAUUAUCAAAAUCAAGAAAUAGCGUCUAUUUACCAUAUGGUCCUCAAAUGUUAUUUAAUAUUACUGGUAAUCAAAAUUAUAUAAAUGCUCGAUUUAGUUUACCACUUGCCAAUUAUUUACCACAUUUGGUUCCAUCUCAAAUAGCUACAGCUCAUUUUCAACUUGUUUUACCAUGUGAUCGUCAUUUUGGUAUUGAUUCAAUUCCAAUAGAAAUUUGUUAUGCUGGAACAGGUGAUCAUGGUUUUAGUCGACGAAGGUUAUUUACUGCAGUCCCAUUAAUUAAUCAAUAUUCUAUAGGUUCAAUUCUUCUUGAAAAUCCAUAUUAUGGUUUAAGAAAACCAUCAGAUCAAUCUCGUUCAUCAUUAUUAUAUGUUACUGAUUUAUGUAUUAUGGGUAAAACACUUGUAUUACUUCAUUGGUGUCAAAAAAUGAAAUUAACACCAGCUAUUCUACAUGGUUUUUCUCUUGGUGGACAUAUGGCUUCAUUAGCAUCUACAAAAUGGUCUGAUCCACCUUGUCAACAAUUCUAUAAAAAUAAAGCCUCUCAAACAUUUUAUGAUUAUUUACGUGAACGAGAUCGAUCAAUAGAUUCAAAUAAAAUUGUUCUCAAUCUUAUUAAAGAUAUGAUGCGUCUUCUUAUGGAUGAAUUUAUAUCUUUAUAUAAUUAUUCACGUUCAGUUCAACCAAAUAUAUCUGAUAUGAAUGAUGUGUGGCCUGGUAUUCAUAUUCGAUAUGCUCCUCAUGGACAUGUUAGUGUAUUUUUAUUUAAUCAAUCAGAUUUUCAUCAUGCUGCUGCUAAAAUGUUACAACGACAAGAAUCAAAUGUAAAACUAAAAAAACAUCUAAUCAUAUCACCAAUUUCUGUUACUACACCUAAAAAUUCGUGA